Molecule: messenger RNA, 925 nt
Organism: Nematocida parisii ERTm1
Lineage: Eukaryota; Fungi; Microsporidia
Exons: 1
Coding region: 1-828 (275 amino acids)
Source: RefSeq, a predicted model, not a curated record
AUGGACGAAAAGUCACCAGAGAUGCACUCUGCGACAAAAACCAAUCCAAACACUAAAACAAUAAAAGGUCCACAGGGCACCAAGCCACCAGAGAGCUUCAUUCUUACCAAUACUGUACUGAACACGUACGUGUAUGAGUAUCUUAAGCCACCAACAGAUGACACGUAUAAUAUGCUUGAGGCAAUCAGUGAACCACUAACAGAAGAAAUAAAGCACAAAAAAUUAAAAACAACAAAAAAGAACAAAACAGUCUUAAACAAUCUAAUAGGAUCACUUAUUGACACAGUAGACUUAUCCACAAUAGAAGUAACAGAUGAAGAGAAAAGGAGCAGAAGGAUAAACAACAAAUUUGAACAUCCACAGAGUAUAAAUGACGGUCUAACAACUAUUUUAAGCAGUAUACUAGAAGAAUCACCAACAAAAAACAAUGAAGAAACCGUUAAUUAUUUUGAAAUAUUAAAAAAAGUAGAAGAAAUGAACAGAACAAAUAAAAGCAAAAUACUGAAUAACAGGUCAGUUUAUUUAAGUCAUAUGUUCUAUCAGUCUUUAUUAGACAAGAUAGACAGCAACAUUGAGAAUUUAUUUAAAAAAUUAAAAAAGAAGAAGAAGAAGGAGGAUGACACGAAUUAUUGUCAGGAGCUAGAAGAUCUUUUAGAAAAAAGAAACAAUUUCAAAGAGAUAUGCCAAGAGAUUCCAAAAGAUUUAGAUGAGAUAAGAGAACCAACAGAUGUGGGAAUAGAAAGCAUAGAGGAUAUUUUAGAUGAAAAGGAUCUAGAAACCAUAAAGGACUUACUACCAAGUAAAUAUUUAGAAUCCUGGAUAAAUUAAAUGUAUAACAUUGCAUAGCACCUUGUGUAUAAUGCUUAAUUAUAAGAAUAAUUCUAGUUAUCUCAGCAUUAUUGCCACAGUAUAUUAUAAAUAAAAC